Messenger RNA from Grammomys surdaster, 7624 nucleotides. RefSeq names its product zinc finger and BTB domain containing 21 (gene Zbtb21). The coding region runs from base 2391 to 5648 and encodes 1085 amino acids. Gene Ontology annotation, cellular component: nucleus. Lineage: Eukaryota; Metazoa; Chordata; Mammalia; Rodentia; Muridae. The record is from RefSeq and is a predicted model, not a curated record. Gene Ontology annotation, biological process: regulation of transcription by RNA polymerase II; negative regulation of DNA-templated transcription. The transcript is spliced from 3 exons. Gene Ontology annotation, molecular function: protein binding; DNA-binding transcription factor activity, RNA polymerase II-specific; RNA polymerase II cis-regulatory region sequence-specific DNA binding.
AGCAUAGGAGACCUCACUGCCUCCACAGUGACACACUUCUUCCAAGAAGGCCACACCUACUCUAACAAGGCCAUAUCUCCUAAUAGUGUCACUCCCUAGGAGUCAGGCAUUCACACACGUGAAUCUAUUGGGCCAUAAUUAUUCACAUCACCACAGCCGUUCAGGUUUGGUACAGAGAUGAGUUGCUAUCAGUCAGAGAAGUCUUAUAUGCUAGUCUAUAGUUUGGAUGUUUCUAGGAAAUAAUAAUUUGGGGGGGGGGCUAUAGUCUAAAACAGGUCAGUAGAAUGGCCAGCUUUAUUUAGAGUAAGCAACCAAAGGGCUUCAUUUCUACUUCUUUAUUUAAAUUGGCAUAGAGAGUAAAAAAAAUAUCACAUAUGUAUUGUGUAGGAUCCCAGUUUGGACAUCAUGAGGAGUGCAAAAAGUAAUGUAUUGGACUUUAAAGAGCUUGCAGUCCUGGUGGGACACACAGCUAACUAGCAUGUGUCAGAGAGUAAACAUAAUGUGAUGAUGUACCUACUCUGUGUGACAACUUUUGCAUCUACUGUUGCAUUUGUUGGCAUUUGCUUUUUGCCUUUUUUACAAGGGACUGCAACCUAUGUUGGCCUUGAACUCAUAAUCCUCCUGCCUCUGUUUCCCAAGAGACUGGCACUGUAGACAUGUGCUACAUGAUGUAUUUUGCUUACUCAUUCUAAGCUUAAGUAAGUUUAGGACUGUGUUUGUUUAGUUGGCCUGCUUUAAUUUAGUAUACAGACCCAGUGACCUACACAUAGAAAUGUAUUUUCUCAAAGUUAUAGAAGCUGGAAAUAGGAGAUAAAAGUGGUGUUGGUAGGCUAGGACUCUUCCUGUGCUUCUUCCCUUGGCUUGUAGAUAGCUUCCUCGUGUGUCCUCAUAGAAUCUUCCCUUCAAGUUUGUCUCUGAUCUAAUUCUUUGUUCAGAGACAUCACUUUCUUUUUUUUUAAUUAAGGCACAUUCUAACUUAAUUAGCUGUGUCUUAAAGACCUCAGCUCCAAAUAGGAUUCCUUUUUAAGGUACAGAAGUUAGGACUUCAACAAACAAGCUAGGAUGUUGGCUGGGAGUGUUUAGCCCUAAAGGAUUAGAAUUUGAGCUGUGCUGCAAAAGGGGUUUUGGCAAAAUCUGGAUGGUUCAGGUUGAGUAGUGGAGGAGGUCCGAUGGGCGGGUUGUGUCUCAGGAACAGAAAAGGAAAAAGCCACAAUAGGGAACUAAAGAAUUUUAAGAGUAGUUUGAAUACAAGAGUCUAAGAGGCUUAAAGCUUUUUUUUUUUAAAAUAGGUUUUGUAUUUAGCCUGUUCUGUGUUAACUAAGAUAGUCAGGACUAUAACUUUAAUCAGUAUUACAUCAAGGUGGUUCCUGAGUUCCCUUUGCACUGCUGGGAACUACACCAGCUAUUACACCUCUGUCUCCAUGAAGACAUUUAACACAUUGAAAUUGACUUUUGGGGUUUCCUUAUCUCUAGACAACAGGGCUUUGUCUGUUCUGAGUAUCCCUGUGUAAAGAAUGUAAUUAACACCCCUCAGAUGUAUGUAACCAUGCCGUGCACUUGUAGAGGGCCAGUGAGCAAGCUGCAUCUAUGGAAGAGAGUAUGUGCUGGGACACUAAUGGAAGCCUUCCUCGGGGAAUCCAGCAUAUAAAAGAGAAACAUGAAAGGCAGGACAAGAGCAAGCAGCAUGCAGAAAUAAGCCAGAACAGAAACUGACUGGUUCAAAAGGAGAUUCAUUAUAAAAAAUGAAAAUUAAAAAAUGCAUGAUCACUCUUGAGGUUUGAGGAAAAGCUUAAACAAAAACAAAACAAAAAAACCUUGAGCUAGGAAUGACAACCAAACCAUGAACGAGUCAGGCACUAGAGCAUUGAGCUCUCAGACCACACUGAGAUCAGUCACUUGGCUCCACUCAACUAUUGCCUUUGUCUUCUUAUGAACCAUAGUCUAGGGAAAAAGUUUCUAGUUGGUCUGGGUUUAUGGUACAACUAUCAGGUUGUACUUGCUAGGCAAGAAUAUUCUUCCAGACCAAUGCAGACAGUCUCUGCAGAAGAAGCAAUGCCUGCUGAGUGGCCAGAACAGACCAACGGAGGCUGCUUGUAUGUAGCAUAGCUAAGAGUCUCAACUAUGUUACAGUGGAGUCAUUCUCCUGGCUGAGGCUGACAAUCUGCCCUUGAACCAAAUUUGAACUAGAGAGAGGGAGGCUGAAAUGUGUUGAAAUGGAGUCCAGUAACCUGACACCAUGAAGUAUUCCCCUAAGCCUGUCUGGCUUUGAAACCAGAGGCACUGUAGAUAAUUUCAGGAUGUCUGCAAUGUUACCAGUCACAGGAAUGUGAGGUGCAGGAAAACAGGAAGCCAGCCAACGAGUUCACCUCCCAUCAUCAGCACCUCUUUUGAUGCAAAGUGUACAGCGGGCUCACAAACACUCGGGAGAGGAAGAGAGAAGAAACAUGUGUGCUUGCCAGAUAAACUGCAGGAUGGAGGAACUACUGCAUUACAUCAAUCCAGCACAUGCCAUCUCCCUACUCAGUGCCCUCAAUGAGGAGCGCCUCAAGGGACAACUGUGUGACGUGCUCCUGAUUGUUGGAGACCAGAAGUUCCGAGCUCAUAAGAACGUCUUGGCUGCCAGCAGUGAGUACUUCCAGAGUUUAUUCACGAAUAAGGAGAACGAGGCACAGACUGUCUUUCAGCUGGACUUCUGUGAGCCUGAUGCUUUUGACAACGUUCUGAACUACAUUUACUCUUCUUCCCUUUUUGUGGAGAAGGGCAGCCUUGCUGCUGUGCAGGAGCUGGGGUAUAGCCUUGGUAUCUCCUUCCUGACCAACAUCGUUGCCAAAGCCCCUCAGGCUCCUUUUCCAGCCUGUCCCAACAGGAAAAGAGUGCCAGUGGAAGAUGAUGAAACCAGCUCUCAAAAGCGAAGUGUCAUUGUGUGUCAGGGCAGAAGCGAAGUGCCAGGGAAAGCCAGUGGUCCAGCCAUGCAGGACCUCAGCCAUGCUGCCCGGGCCUCCCCUAGUGGUUCAGUCAAGACCAGCACCAGUAAGCCACAUGUGGCAAAGCCGCCAGAGCAGCUUCAUAGUCUGUCCUUAACUGAAAAGAGCUGGACAAAGGAUAGUGCUGCAGUAUAUGCAAAGUCUCUGGAACAGCCUGGGGCUUUGGAUGAUCCUAAUAGGGGCAGUUUGGUAAAGAGAAAUACAGUCCUGCCUCCAAAGCCUUCACAGGACAGGGAGGCCACAGAUGAUAAACCAGGGGUGAGCAGCCAGCUUCCCAAGGGGAAAGCUAUAGAGCUGGCUCUGAAGAGACCACGGCCCCCUGUUCUGUCUCUUCAUAGCUCAUCAGAGACUCCAUAUCUCUUAAAAGAAACUAGCAAAGGAGGCGGUCAGGGGGAGGACAGGAACUUGCUCUACUACUCUAAGCUAGGACUGGUGGUCCCAUCUGGUGGACCUGCUUCUGCAAACCAGAGCAUUGACAGAAGUGGCCCACUAGUGAAGAGCCUCCUGAGGCGGUCACUAUCUAUGGACAGCCAGGUUCCUGUUUACUCCCCCUCCAUAGAUUUGAAGUCAUCCCAGGGACCAUCCACAGCGGCAAGUGAGGCACCGGGCAGUGUGUUCUGUGCGAUGUCUCAACAGUCAUCUUUAAAAGAUUGCAGUGAAAAAAAAGCCCUGGAUGACAGGCCUCAAAUGCUCCAGCCUCAUCGCCUCAGGUCCUUUAGUGCUUCUCAGUCGACAGACAGGGAGGAGGCCUCCCCUGUGACUGAGGUACGUAUUAAGACUGAGCCCAGCAGCCCACUGUCAGACCCCUCAGACAUCAUUCGGGUCACUGUGGGAGGAGACGCAGCAGCAGCAGCAGCUGUAAGAGACCUGCCCCUCAAAACAGAGGAAGACCAGAGAGAUAUGAGCAGACUCCCAGCAAAGAGAAGGUUCCAGACGGACAGAAGGUCACCCUUGAAGAAGGCAAAGGCAAAUGAACACGGGCCUGCUGUCUCAGAAGAAAACUGUGAAGAGGGCAGGAGCCCUCCUUCCCUUGACAGCAACUUCCCAGAUUCUGACUUAAACAGAGAGGAGUUUGGUGAGUUGGAGGGGACGAGACCAAACAAAAAAUUUAAAUGCAAACAUUGCCUUAAGAUUUUUAGAUCAACCGCGGGUCUUCACCGCCAUGUUAACAUGUACCAUAACCCAGAGAAGCCUUAUGCUUGUGACAUCUGUCACAAGAGGUUUCAUACCAACUUCAAAGUGUGGACACACUGUCAGACCCAACACGGCAUAGUGAAGAACCCAUCGCCAGCCUCUAGUUCCCAUGCAGUUUUGGAUGAGAAAUUCCAAAGAAAGCUGAUUGACAUAGUGAGAGAGAGGGAGAUUAAGAAGGCCCUGAUCAUUAAGCUGAGGCGCAGCAAGCCUGGCUUCCAGGGACAGAGUAGCUCCCCAGCACAGCAAGUCAUCAAGAGGAACUUGCGCUCCCGAGCCAAAGGGGCCUACAUUUGUGCCUACUGUGGCAAAGCAUACCGUUUUCUCUCUCAGUUUAAGCAGCACAUAAAGAUGCACCCGGGAGAGAGGCCCCUCGGAGUAAGCAGAGCUGCUAAGCCAAAAGAGCGGGCUCUGGCAAGCGCGGUAGAGAGCAAGGAGGUUUACCCGUGCCGCCUCUGUAAUGCUAAGCUCUCUUCUCUUCUAGAGCAAGGCAACCACGAGCGCUUGUGCCGGAACGCCACCGUUUGCCCUUACUGCAGCCUCAGGUUCUUCUCCCCCGCGCUGAAGCAGGAGCAUGAGGACAGGUGUGAGUUCAAAAAGCUGACGUGCCUGGAGUGCAUGCGCACCUUCAAGUCCUCCUUCAGCAUCUGGCGGCACCAGGUAGAAGUGCAUAACCAGAACAACAUGGCUUUAGCAGAAAACUUCGCCCUGGCCACCCUGGACCACAACGGUGAAGUGGCAGCUGCUUGCAGGCCUCAGACUGAGCCCAGCAAGGUAAACCAUGUGGCCACUCCAAAGGAGGAUACAGCAUUUAGCGACUCUUCAGAGCAAGUGAACUUCGAUUCUGAGGAUUCCUCCUGCCUCCCUGAAGACUUGAGUCUUUCAAAGCAACUGAAAGUCCAAGUCAAAGAGGAGCCUGUGGAGGAGGCUGAGGAGGAGGCUCCUGAGGCUAGUGCAGCUCCCAGGGAGUCUGGCCCCAGCAAGGAGGCCGGCCUAUGGCCCUGUGAGAAAUGCGGAAAGAUGUUCACGGCACACAAGCAGCUGGAGCGGCACCAGGAGCUGCUGUGUUCCGUGAAGCCCUUCAUCUGCCACGUAUGCCACAAAGCCUUCCGUACCAACUUCCGGCUCUGGAGUCACUUCCAGUCCCACAUGUCUCAGGCUACAGAGGAGCCUGUGCAGAAAGAGUCAGAGGUGUGUCCUGUGCCCACAAACUCCCCCUCCCCACCACCUCUCCCACCUCCACCACCCUUGCCCAAGAUUCAGCCCCUGGAGCCCGACAGCCCCACGGGCCUGCCUGAGAACCCAGCCCCAGCUACAGAGAAGCUGUUUGCACCCCAGGAGUCAGAUACCCUCUUCUACCACGCCCCACCCCUUUCAGCAAUCACAUUUAAAAGACAGUUCAUGUGUAAGCUCUGCCAUAGGACAUUCAAGACUGCCUUCAGUCUCUGGAGUCAUGAGCAGACACACAAUUAAAGGACCUACCCCUCUCACCUGUCACAAAGCAGCAGGCCCUUGGCUUGUGAACUGUAUCCUAAGACAGAAUAUUUGAAAAAAAUAAUAAUAAUAAAGGUUGGAAAUUGUUAUGUUUGAAUUUUAAGUUUGGGAUGAAUUAAUAUUGGCUAGCAAUGACCUCACAGCUUUCUGGACCUCAGCAGCAGGGGUUUGACUCUAUUACUGUUGAAGUUGGGGUAAUGUUGGUGAUUGAGGCUUUUGGUUUCUGGGUAGUGGGAUGCUCAGGAAGUUGUUUGUUUGUUUGUUUUUUGAUUAUUGCAGACACCUAAGUUUAGCCAUGUUUCUAAGGCCAAAAACAUACAAGGAAGAAGGGGAGUCAUUUGCAGUAUUGAGUCAGAUUUUAGAAUACUUUAGCAAUAAGAAAAGACAAGCCCCAAGUUCAGUAAAUUAUCCUGAUACUUGAUAAGAAAAAUAUUUGGUAUUUUGUAGUCCUAUGAAACUUUCUUUUUGUAUGAAAAUUGUGAGAAUUUGAAUCAGCAAUAGUUACACUUAGAUUUUUUUAAUAAAAGAACGAUCUGUCAAUCACUUCAUACAAUCAGUGAUGGUCACAUGCCAAGGGAGGCAGAGUAAUAGAAGCAUAUUUGUAGGGUGCUCUGCAGUCGGCUGCAACAGGUUAGUUGUGAAAGCUGCUGAACUCUGGUAUGUUUUCUGAUACGUUUUGCAUAGUAGCAUGGCUUCUGAUUGGCGCUUUAGAACUAACAGUGUUUGUUCUCUGUCAGCUUGAAACUCAGGUGUCAUUAAGAUAAGCAGUGCUAUCAUGAGGUUAGCAAAGCAUAGCCUUACCACAUCCUAAACCACCAUUCUCUCUCGAGGCUUCAGAGAUUGGAGGAGAUGCCAUGUUGCAGCUUCCAUGUGCUUUCCAAGAACUGAACACACAACAUACACAUUUUCUGCCUGUCUUUUGUGGGGACUUCUGUGGGAGUAUUGGAGUGGAUAGCAGUGAAAAUGUCACUACAUGAUAUGCAGAUGUGUACUAAAGCACUAGCAAGGGUCCAAAAUUAGUUUUUGCUACUUGAUUUGGUAUUUAGGGUUUGGGCUCCUCUUCUGUUUUUUCUUGUUUUGUUGUUUUUGUUUUUUGUUUUGUUUUGUUCCAUGUAGGUUGUAAUUAAACCUCUCCAUAGGCAGAAUCCCAAGUUCAGUGAAAUAUUUCAAAAGACAAAGGGAAGAUCACACCUGGAAAGGAAAUUAGGGGGACACAAACUCCCUAUUCACUUUUGCUGCAAGCUAUUUCUUCACAUUUUCAAGGUGUGCUCUAACAGAGACACUGACUCACCAGCAUUCUACACCUGUGAUAGCAAAGGCAACCUUUAUAUUGAAACUUUUUUUAAUAAAAUACUAAUUGACUUUGUACGUCAUAGAAGCUAUAUGUGGAAUUCUGCCUUUUAUCUUUUCACUUGAAAAAGCUAUCAGAAAUUCCUAAAUAUGUCUGCAUUUCCUAUUUUGUUUCUUAAAUUUAGCGAAGAAGGGAAAUAAAAUUAGGUUGCAGUUACUAAUUCCUGCCGUCUGCUUUCUUGAACUAUGCAUUUUAGAGAUAAACUAAAAGUGUCCAUCAUUUAAUGAAUGAAGUUAGUGCCAGGCUAGGUAGCUGUCCACUGAACUUAUUUCCUGUGGUGAGUGAAUAGUCUCUCCUCAGAGUGUUAUUCUUUUAAGACCAUCUCUCUGCAUGGUCAUAUCCUGUGUAGCUACAGAGUGAUAACCUCCAAACCUGGCAUUGCCAGCUCAGUGCCCCAAGACUUGAACCUAUGCUACAUUUUUGAAGAUUUAUAAAAUAACAUUGUUGCAAAAAAAAAAAAAAGAGAGAGAGAAAAGAAAAAAGUAUGUUUGAUUUAAAUACAGGUUCUGCAUAUCUGUUAGGUUUUACAAAUUACCAGUGUUUGUCACCUUUUUUGUCUAGGAAGAAAACAUAAGAUUUCAAAUAAAAUUUUGAACCAAAAACA